This is a messenger RNA of Eucalyptus grandis, 1844 nucleotides long. Its product is annotated as aspartic proteinase Asp1. The record is from RefSeq and is a predicted model, not a curated record. Lineage: Eukaryota; Viridiplantae; Streptophyta; Magnoliopsida; Myrtales; Myrtaceae. Gene Ontology annotation, molecular function: aspartic-type endopeptidase activity. Gene Ontology annotation, biological process: proteolysis.
UUCCUCCCCCGAUCUGCAGACCCCCAUCACCCAAGCUAUUCUAAUUCGAAAUCCGUGGCUCCCAAGCUAGACAUCAGCAUAAAUCCUCGCCAAUCAUUCGCUCCAUCAUGCAAGAAACCCGCCCUAUAAUUGCCCUCGACCUGGUCUUUCUGCUGCUGGGUCUAAAUAAUCGGACAAGAACAGGACGGGUUUGAGUUUCGCCAAGAACAUAUCGUUCUUACUCAUUCGUCAGUUAUAAUAUAGAGAGAGAAAGAGAAACGCAGAGAGAAUGGGGAAAGAGAAAGUGGGUUUGGUGGCGUUGGUGUUAAUUGUGUCGAGCUGGGCUGUUUCAUCCGCCCCCUCUUCUCCUUCUUUCAGAGGUGAUCUGAGCAGAGGGAAAGCGUCUUUGACUUUCGGGUCGGCGUCGUCGUCGCUGGUUCUCAAUCGGGUCGGGUCAUCCGUUGUCCUUCCACUCGACGGCAAUGUUCAUCCAAUUGGGUCAUAUAACGCAACUGUCUACGUCGGGCAGCCGCCAAAGCCUUACUUUCUUGAUCCCGACACUGGUAGUGACCUGACUUGGCUCCAAUGUGAUGUCCCUGGUGCACAUUGUACCCCGACACCACAUCCGCGUUAUCCACCCAGCCGUGACAUAGUAGAUUGCAGUGACCCAAUUUGCGCGUCCCUGCAUUCAGGCGACUACAGAUGUGACCACCCAGAGCAAUGUGACUACGAGGUGGAGUAUGCAGAUGGCGGCUCUUCUCUUGGUGCACUUGUAAAGGAUGUCGUUUCUUUCAGGUCCUACAGCAGCGGCAGGGUUCUUAGUGCUCGUGUCGCCCUUGGAUGUGGAUAUGAUCAGAAACCAAGUCCGUACAACGUUCCUUUCUUAGACGGAGUGCUCGGGCUCGGUAAGGGAAGGUCCAGCAUUGUAUCACAGCUAAGUAGUCGAGGUUUGGUGGCGAACGUACUAGGCCACUGCUUGAGUACGCGUGGUGGUGGAUUUCUCUUCUUCGGUGAUGAUCUUUAUGACUCCUCCCGCAUCUCGUGGACGCCUAUGUCUCGUGAUUACCCAAAGCACUAUUCUCCUGAGACCGCGGAGCUCCUUUUUGCGGGGAAACCUACUGGACAGAAAAAUUUGUUGCUAGUUUUUGAUAGCGCGAGCACUUAUACUUACUUCAGUUCUGAGGCAUAUCGAGCCUUAUCUUUGAGGGUGACAAAUGAACUGGAAAAACUAAGUGGAAAGCCCUUCACCGAAAUACGCGACCCCGAGCUCCCACUCUGCUGGAAAGGCUGGCAGUCUUUCAAAAACAUCCGUGAAGUCAGGAAGUACUUCAAACCCUUUGCACUCACCUUUAAUAGCGGUAAAAGAACCAAAACCCAAUUUGAAGUUCCCCCUGAAUCAUAUUUGAUUAUAUCGAAAAUGGGAAAUGUCUGCAUGGGAGUUUUAAAUGGAACUCAAGAAAAACUCGGAGAUACGAAUGUGAUUGGAGACAUAUCGAUGCAGGACAAGAUGGUGAUCUACGACAAUGCUAACCAUUGUCUGGGAUGGGCUUCUGAAGAUUGCAGUCAGCUUCCAAAGUCCAGAGCAUUUGCAGCCUAAUUGACAAGAAGCUCCUCAUCGUAUCUCUGUACUUCCAGAUUAGAAUCAUGGAAAUGCUGGGCUUCAAAUCAAGCCUUCUCCUAACAAGCUUAUCAUAGCCAAGUCACUUGUAAAAUAAGCCAUGACUAAUGUUUUUUCCUUUGUCUUACUGGACUGGAUGUUAUGUGUACAAUAAAAUUGCUUACGGGUACACCCAAAGCCAAUUCAAUUACAGCCACGCUUAAUAAGUAUUGCAAUGCUGAGAUCAGUAGAAACCGAUCCUUAUUCA